Molecule: messenger RNA, 2832 nt
Organism: Apodemus sylvaticus (European woodmouse)
Lineage: Eukaryota; Metazoa; Chordata; Mammalia; Rodentia; Muridae
Gene: Tp53i11
Product: tumor protein p53 inducible protein 11
Exons: 8
Coding region: 394-1008 (204 amino acids)
Source: RefSeq, a predicted model, not a curated record
UGCGCGGUUCUAGAGGAGGGACCAGUGCGGGCCGCCAGACUUGGGCGAGCCCGGCAGCGCCAGGAGUCCAGCUUGCCCUGCCCUGCCCUGCCCUGCCUGCCUGCCUGCCCAGCGAGGCGCCGCGAUGUGAGACUCCCCGGGCCGGAGCGUCCGUACGGCACGCCAGCUCCGCGAGCGCAGCACCCCGCGCGCUAGGAACGUUGUGAGGACUGAACACAGGAAAGGUACCCUCAUCUCAGACUCCAGAGCCCGUCUCAGCAUCUGAUCACUGCCCCUCUCAGAGAGGAAACUGAGGCAGCCACAGCGCCAUCUUCUCUCAAGCCCUGAGUAGGGCCUGACCACAUCCUUCUCACCCUACUUUGGGACCUGGGGUCUGGAAGUCCAGCAGGAAGGAUGACUGAGACCAGUGUCUCCCCAUGUCCCUCAGCAGAAGAAAAGAUGGCGGCCAAACAGCCCCCUCCGCUCAUGAAGAAGCACAGCCAGACAGAUCUUGUGAGCCGCCUGAAGACCAGAAAGAUCCUGGGCGUGGGCGGGGAGGAUGACGAUGGCGAAGUGCACCGGUCAAAGAUCAGCCAGGUUUUGGGCAACGAGAUAAAGUUUGCUGUGCGGGAGCCUCUGGGGCUCAGGGUCUGGCAGUUUCUCUCUGCUAUGCUGUUCUCCAGUGUGGCCAUCAUGGCCCUCGCUCUCCCUGACCAACUUUACGAUGCAGUUUUUGAUGGGGCCGAGGUCACAAGCAAGACCCCCAUCCGCCUCUACGGGGGUGCCCUCCUGAGCAUCUCCCUGAUCAUGUGGAACGCACUCUACACAGCCGAGAAGGUUAUCAUCCGCUGGACUCUGCUCACUGAGGCCUGCUACUUUGGGGUGCAGUCCCUGGUGGUCACUGCCACGCUUGCUGAGACGGGCCUCAUGUCCCUGGGGACUGUGCUGCUCCUGGCCAGCCGCCUCCUCUUUGUCAUCAUCAGCAUCUACUACUAUUACCAAGUCGGCCGGAAACCCAAGAAAGUGUAGCGGGCUGGGAGCUGCCUGGGCCUGGACCUGGGCCGGAGCGGCUGGGGACUGCACUGCCCAUGGGUCCCAGGCAGGCCUGCAGGCAGGCAGGGUGCACGCGCCUUCCUUCCCUCCCAGGCACUCCAUGGAGUCAUCUUGGAUCUCCUAGGAUUCUAGGAGUGACAAACCAGGCUGUGGCCUCUGCACCCCACCCCUCACCCCAUGCGGGGACAACUCUUUGCCCUGCGUUUCUAGGCCUCUAGACUCUUAACAGGCACAGUCUAGAGUAGAGUAUUGGGGUCUGGGCUGAGUCAAGGUUAGUUCCUCUGGCAGGAAGCCCUUUCUAGGAGGUUGUGUCAGCCCCAGCAGCAGCUCUAACACACACACACACACACACACACACACACACACACACACACACACACACACAGUUUCUAGAGCCCCAGUUGAGGUCCUCUAGCAAGGGGAGUGAUUGUUUCCCUUGGGCCAAGUUCCCCAUCCUCAGCCUGCACAUCUGAUCCUCUCUUUGGCCUGCUAUAGGGUGUUCUGACUCUGGCUGGCUGGCUGCAUCCCAGAGCCCCAGAGUCCCUUCCCAACAGGCCAGGGUUAGACAAUAUACCACAGGCCUGACAGUCCCUGGCACCUGUCUGUCCAUAGACUUCUAGCGCAUGAGGAAUUCUGAGGAGAAGCGAAGUGGGGACACUUCCUCUGCAUGGCCUCCAAGGCCUGCAUGGCUAUCCCUGGCUCUGCCUCCUCCGGAUCCCCUCCUGAGGCUGCCCCAAGGCCUACGUGUUAAAACCUACAGCCCCUCAAACACAACAACGGAGAGAGAUGAAGUGAGUGUGCCACCCCUUAGCAGCCUAUGUGGGCCUCUAGAGCUGAAGACACGCCCCUGAUGCCACCCACCUGUGUGGCCCCUCCCUCCCUCCGUCCCAGCUCCCAAUACCUUCCUACCCUUCAGCAGCAAGCACACUAAGUAAGAGAUUUGCCCUGAGGCCUCUCCUUUCUGCAAGGGGAUGGUCCCCUAUGCCCGAGGAAUCUUCCUCUAGGGCACCUGGGCUCACAGCCUCCCUGGGCUCAGUUGUUCCUGCUGCCAAGUGCCCCAUGACAAUGGCCUGUGCCUAGUAGAGGGGACUCAGGGAAGUUUCAGUGGAAAAUAUGCUCAGCAGUGGCCCAGGCUGCUUCUGUAACCGAGGUCUGGCUGAGUGGUGAAUCUCUGGGCGUUCAGGAAGGGCCCAUUGUGUAUCUCUGCCCCUUGUCACUGGCUUUGUGCCAGUCCCUCAGUCCCACCUCUUGACUCAGAGCACAGGCCCAGCCACUGGCAGCUCCUGGUACAGUCCUAGCUGCUGUAGACCGGGUACCAUUUCUUGACUGUUCUCAGAGCUGGUGAGGAUUUGUUCUCUUGAAUCCUCUACAAAUGCAGAUACAGUCCCAAGAGAGGUAGUCAUAGAAAUGGAAGAUGCCAGCCAUGCACAGCCUGAGGGCACAUCUGCCAGGCUUCCCUUCAGCACCAGCAGGUGGUAGGGCCUGCCCUGGGGGUAGUGCCCAGGUCACCCUGGUUAAACUGCAGUGAUACAUUUAGAUAGGAUGGGGUCAAGGCCAGACCAAGGCCAGCAUAUAGACACCUGUGGCCUCUGGGAGACACCUGCUUGGAAGGAGGCAGUGAUGGAGACAGCCCCACCCUGGAUCUGAGCUCAGGGUGCCCUGACUGCCCCCCUCCACAGCUCCUCUUCUCGUGCUUCUGCCUGGCCCCCAAGACUGCCUCUGUCAUGGUCACUAUUUAUUCUUGUUCCCCUUUUCUUUUUGUAAGAAACAGUCACACAAAAAAACCAAUGAGAAACGAUA